AUUAUACCUUAGCGAAAUUGAUGGAGUCUUCCAGCUCAGAAAGUGACAUGUUUGAAGUGAUUGACGAGACCGAAUUUUUUGACCAAGAGAACCUAUCUGAAAGCGAUGAUGCCCUUGAGAGGGAUGGCAAUAGGGUGGACAACAUAAUUGAAAGAAGUAGAAGGCAAGCAGAAAGAAGACUUAUUAGUGAGAACAACCCUUUCGCUAACCUUGAUGACAUCACCCAGAGAUUAGGCAGAGAAGCCUCUGAAAGGUUCAGAUCCAUGCUUGAAGAAAGAAAGCAGCAAGCUAUUACUAAGCUAACAGCCAGAGUUGACAGACAAUGGCUAAGACGGCAUUAUGACGAAUCUGAAGUUGACAUGAUCGAUGAUAAGGAUGUUUCCUCAGUCAGAGCAAUCACUGAAUCUAUCGGCACAGUAGGCACUUUGGUCAUGAUGAAGCUGAAGAAUCUGGAAAAGAAUCCCCUCGAUAUUGAGUAUACCGAACUCUGUAGGAACAAGUUAUUUCCUAUCCAAGCAAUAGUAUCCAAACUGUUCUUUGAACCAUGAGAGUUUGAAGGCUCUCACUUACAUGUAAUUUACUCUAAAAUCCCUAAGAAAUUCUGUAAAAAGUUCAAGCCUGAGUGAUACAGUGCAAAAGAGUUAGAUUUGGUCCUGAAUUCAACAAACCCAUAUACUGUAGUAGUACUGGUGUUCAUCCUCUGCUUUAUCUCAGAAUACUUGAAGAGCAAUGAUGGCCCAUAUUUUAGAAAAUAUGUCACCCAUCUUAAGAACAUUAUUAGAUUUUAUAAGAUUGCUAAAGAGCAAUGCAAUGAAGAUGACAAGCUAGCUAAAACCAUUUCAAAAAUUAUCAUUAAAGUUUUGUCACAAAUGGAUGAGACUGAGGAAGACAAGAAAAGAGCAGCUGAGCUUAUGAAUCUCUUAUUUGUUGGAAAAGAUCCAAAAUAUGCCUUAAAGAGCCUCAAAUCAGAAUACAAGUAUUACAAGAAUGGUCUGAAGCAAUCCAGACAGAGAGAGCCCUGUGAUCCUCAUCAGAGCAACGGGGACUUGUUCUGGUCUUAAGAAUCCACCCACAAGCCUGGG
Moneuplotes crassus is the source of this 1082-nucleotide messenger RNA. The record is from the annotation of a GenBank genome assembly. Lineage: Eukaryota; Ciliophora; Spirotrichea; Euplotida; Euplotidae.